AUGUCUGUGGCGCCACGCUCUGGAGGUCAUUCUCGUUCAUCAAUAAAGCCGCCGGCAUCAUCCAAUACCGAAGGCUGCUCUCGUGCUACCAAAUCUUCGCUCCAUCCUCAAAUCCCAAGCGGGACGCGGCCAUCGAGUGAUGAGAAUGAUUUAUCAACUUCCCCUCCAAGACCCUCGCUUGCUCAGACGUCCUCCCUAACAUACGCUCGGGACCUUGGUCAAUCUUGUACGCCAAAGACAUCAAAGACACCAAAGAAACGCACUUCAAGCGAUAUCGAGGACGAUUAUAAGCGGGACAAGAAAAAAGCGAAGCUUCUGCCGCCAGAUGAGCAGAAAACCUUCAAGAAAUCUCUACAUCGCGUGAAGCGUGCAGAAAUUGCCUCGCUCAUUGACACCCCGAGUUGA
Penicillium malachiteum is the source of this 405-nucleotide messenger RNA. RefSeq lists its product as uncharacterized. Lineage: Eukaryota; Fungi; Ascomycota; Eurotiomycetes; Eurotiales; Aspergillaceae. The transcript has a single exon. The record is from RefSeq and is a predicted model, not a curated record. The coding region runs from base 1 to 405 and encodes 134 amino acids.